UUUCUGAUGAAUAAGCAAGUCGAAAGAGAGAGAAAUGUGAUUUUGACAUGGGGCCAUGAUUUACAUAUGUUAGCCAUAGUUAGCAUGGUGAUCUUUGCAAGAUUAGCCCCAAGUCUGUCACAUUUGAACCGAAGAUGGCCAAGCUUGAAACUUUUCUCACUCUCUAAGACAAACAUUAGUUAGAUGAGUAUCCCAAAACCACCACUGAGUGGCCACAUGUCUUCCAUACCACCAGAUUGUAAUCUAGCUUCUUCUCCUCUUCGGUUCACUUUAUCAUUUCUCUCAUCUACACCCUCACUACUUUUGUAUUCUCUCUCCAUACCGAUCUCUCUUCAUUUCUUGGUGCCUUUCUUUCGCUUUUGCCACACUUGUUUUCUCUUCAUUGGCAGCAUCCCAAUCCCUUACACAAUUCUUAUACAAAGCCAUUCUUUUCCAUACUUCCCCCAAGAACAACUCUACCAGUCUCAUUUGUCACUCUCACUAGCAAGCCUUGUCUGAUCAACGUCUCAAUUUCAACCCCCCAAAAGACCACCCUUUCAUUGCAUAUCUUUGUGUUCGCUUCAAAAAUGGAAAACUUUCCAGCUUCUUCCACCUCCACUUCUGCCUCUAUCUCCACAUCCACCACCUCCACCAUACACCCUUUCCCAAUGAUCCACAUGAGCCAUCCUUCCAUUGAAGGAGGCUUACAAAACUUUCACCUUCCCAAUAUGUAUGAACCUUUGAGCUUUCCUUCCACUACUGCUUCAACCUCUCAAUACUAUUAUCCCAGACAGCAUCAAUUGUCAUCUCAUGAAGGCUUGCAAUACCCAUCCAUGUACCCAUACCUACAGGUCAACCAAUCUUUGGCCUAUCCUGUUGUGCUGCCUUUCAAGGAUAGGAAUAAUGCAGCUCUUUCCAAUGUGCCCAACCGGCAACCUCAAGUGUUAUCCAUGAAUGAAGAAAAAAGGCUUAUGGAUGCAUGGAUGACCAAGGUUGCAAGAAGUAGGAGAAUAAUGGCACGCCAAAAGAGCCUUAGCUUGAGCAGGAAUUCUUCUGCUGGGUCAUCUACUUUAAAUUUCCAAGAUGCAAAUGGGCUAAGAGUAUCUAGUGCUGGUAGUAAUAUGCAGAAGAGAAACGAUCACAACGCAAAAAUCAACCAGAAUCUAUACACCUUUUGCACACCUGAUAAGAAGAGACUGAGAGUUCUGCUGAAGAAGGAGUUGAAGUACAGUGACAUUGGAUCUUUGGGCAGGAUUGUCCUUCCAAAGAGAGAGGCAGAGGAAAACCUUCCAGUCCUCUUCGAUAAGGAAGGCAUUCAAGUGAUGGUUAGAGAUGUGUAUUCUAAUCAGGAGUGGGGCUUAAAAUAUAAAUACUGGUCAAAUAACAAGAGCAGAAUGUACGUCCUAGAAAAUACAGGAGACUUUGCGAAGGAAAAUGGACUUGAGAUUGGAGAUUGCAUUACUCUUUACGAUGAUGAGUGCAAGAAUCUCUAUGUCUCUAUAAAAAGGAAGGAAAGUCCAGUAGCAGAGCCCUCCUACAGAGAACAGUCUAUGAAAAAUAACAAUAACAUGAACAACAUCCAGAAUAUGAUGAAUGACGUGAUCACGGAACUCCCAACUUGCGACGACAUAUAUGAUAGUUCCCAUAGUUAUGAGCUAGCUGAGGAUGAAGAAGAAGCAUCUUUAGCAUUACUCAUAGAACAACUCAAACAUAAGGAACUACAAGGAGCUAACAGCCUACUGACAUUGUCAACCAUGGAUCCUUAUUUAGUUGGAGGAUCAACGAAAAUAAUACAACCAACGAUGGCAAUUAUGGAGCCAUCAUCAUCAUCAGCAACAUCUUCAUCAUCACUUAGUAUAACAAAGAUUAUGGAUCAAGAUUUCUACAACUACUACACUGACCUUGGAACGCUUCCAGAAGUUAGCAAUACAUAUAGUUGCAAUCACAUAAUUAAUGACACAACCUUGUAAGGUGUGGAAAACUAGGGCCAUUGUUUGUACUUUUCCAAUCAUCUAUAAACACAAAAUCUCUUUUCUAUGGUA
Messenger RNA from Ziziphus jujuba (common jujube), 2021 nucleotides. Its product is annotated as B3 domain-containing transcription factor LEC2. Bases 567 to 1949 code for a protein of 460 amino acids. The transcript is spliced from 6 exons. Gene Ontology annotation, molecular function: DNA-binding transcription factor activity; DNA binding. The record is from RefSeq and is a predicted model, not a curated record. Lineage: Eukaryota; Viridiplantae; Streptophyta; Magnoliopsida; Rosales; Rhamnaceae.